Molecule: messenger RNA, 2498 nt
Organism: Fragaria vesca subsp. vesca
Lineage: Eukaryota; Viridiplantae; Streptophyta; Magnoliopsida; Rosales; Rosaceae
Product: zinc finger MYND domain-containing protein 15-like
Exons: 1
Coding region: 375-2270 (631 amino acids)
Source: RefSeq, a predicted model, not a curated record
UUGGGGAUCUCACUCUGGUCUCUGUAGUCAAGCUUCCAAAACUGGUAUGGAGUACUGACCUUUAUGUUCAUUAAGUGCAUCGUGUAUUUGAUCUAGUUUGGUCUUGAAGUGAUAUGAACUGGUGCUUCUUUUUCUACUGGGUUUGAAAAAGACUGUUGCUUUGUUGUUAUGAUUGAACUGUCUGUCUAGUAAAGCUUAGAGCUUUCUGUGUUUUUGAGUUGGGAAGCAAUUGAGAGUGGAUGAAUAUAAUUUGUGGGGUGUAGAUUCUUACAUUUUGAGAAAUUCAUGGUGAAGUAGAGUUCUUGGAUUCGGAUUCUGUAGUGGGUUUCUGGUGUUUAUCAAGGAAUUGAGUUGGAUCUUGUAUUGGGGUGUAAAUGGAUUUGCAUUUGAAGAACUUGUUUGAUAGGUUCCAGGAGCAAUUCGGGACCGGUCCAGGGCUUGGUCCCGGAUCCGGGACAUGCCUUAUGAAUGUGGAAGGCAUUGCUCCAAAUAUUAUUAAGUCCAUGUUUAGAGCUGCAGCAGCUCUAUAUAGGACUGAUCCGUGGAAAAGAUUGUGUCCGGCGCAUCUGUUUGGUGUCCGGGUUGGGAAGGAUACGGAUUGGUCUGGAAAGAAACAGCUUUUCCCAUGUGUUCAGUUUAUUGGAGGGGAUGGAGGGGAUAUUGGAUUUCACAUGUUUCGGUCGCAGAAUGAUGCUAAGAGGAUGACAGGCUCAAGGGAAACAAUAGAGGUUCCAAAUGUGGAGCUGUUGAGGGUCACGUUUGAACGUGACUCAGUGAUGUUUCCUUCAAAUCGGAAAAUGAUCAAGACUCUAUCACUGGAAGUUUCGGGGAAUGAUCGCUUCCCUGUUGUUGAUGUUGUUCGCUGCACUUCGUCAGGAACUCUUAAGUUCAGGAAUGCAACUCUUGAAGAGCUUAAGUUUGUGUAUGCAUUCAUGCAGGCCAUAGCUCUCGUGCACCCGUUGCUGCAGGCAGACAAAGAAGGAGGUCCAAAGUGGUCAAGGUUGAUGUACUAUGAACCAUUUAUCGAGACAGUUGAUGUCCAGUGGCCGCCAGAAAUGUCCAAUGGUUUUGAUCUUGUUGCGGUUACAAUCUCACACCCACCUGGCCAGGCAUAUGAGGAAAAGGCUAGUUCGACGGCUACCUCAAGGUCCUCAACCCCAACAAAGUAUGCAGAACCAUUAAAGGAGGAGACUUUUCUUGAUUUAAGAGUGUAUUCAAAUGGCAGCAUAAGGCAGUGUGCAGCAUGCGAGAAAGAAAUCCAUAGUGAUCAGACUCUUUGUUGUGGACGGUGUCGUGCUGUGAUCUACUGCAGUUCUGUCUGCCAAAAGCAGCAUUUGAAGGAAACACAUAAGACCAUGUGUGGUCUUUACAAGGCAAUGAUGGAAAGGGAAGAAGAGCUGGCAAUGAAUAUCUUCAUGUUUCCAUCUGCUGCAGACCAUCCUUGUAAAUGGCUUGAAUCAUUGGGCAUCCAUCAAAAGGGCAUGUGGAGGAGAAAGUGCAGUUGCUAUUCUCACUGCCCUUUUGGUCUUCUUCCUGUUAAAGGUGGACUCUGGGAUUCUUGGGGAGGUCUUGAUGAUGAAGAGUUUCCACGUGAUUCAUCUUUUCAUCAUCAUAUGUCAAGUCCGAUCCUCCUCUCCGGUUGGUCUGAGUACUAUAAUCUUCGGUCACUGCCAUUGUCAAGCCCGGUUGCUGACAUCCUCUCCCACCCAUUGACAGUAUAUUACAUAUUGACGACGCUCAACAUCAGUUCAAAGAACUGGCUACUGAAAGGAAAAGAGGUGAUUGUGCACUACAUAGGGCCAGAGGGAGAGUUGGAUUGGAUGCCAGCAUUUGCCGAAGUUGGUCAUAUGCUCAAUGGAUUGGGUAAUAUACAAAUUGUAAUGGUUGGUCCUGAAGUUCCAACAAAUAUGUCAGGGACAACUUCAGGAAUAGGCAGCAGGGUGAGAGUGAAUCUCAUUAGGGGUGUUUAUCAGGAGGAAGCCACCUACCUCCCUUCACCCCAUGCUAUCGUUGCACUGAACUGUGGAUUGGAGGACUAUUCAAGUUGGGGUGGAGCUCUUAACUUAAUCAAGUCCAUGGGCGUACCAGCCUUCUUCACAGACCAAUGUGAAAUAUCUUGUAAUUACGCUAAACAGGUUCUACGAAGUGCUGGACUCCAUAUCACACAUCCUGUGACACCAAACCCUUUCCGCUCGCCAGUGAAACAUCAGGGGCCUUCUAGCAAUCUACCUUGUUACAGCAAUGGUUUUGUGCUCGGGGUAAAUACAUGAGUUGGGUGCUGCCACGAAAUUUGAAGACUCAAGUUCGACCUUUUUCUGAUCAUUGUGCUUAGUACUCCUAUGACUUUCUGGUGAUGGCAAAUUGGCAAUAUCUGCUACUGAGGAAUAUGGGGUAAAUAAUGCCUAUCUCCAUUAUGAAGCUUAUCUAUUUAGCAUUUUUUGUUUUGUCAAUUCAAUUGUAAACUAAGAUUCUGCUAGACUUGUGAUUUAUUCUUAUUC